AUUAAAUCCUAUAUAAACACCCAAGUCUUGUGCUACAUUUGAUCAUCACCAACAGAUAGACACAAAACAUCAUUUGAAAACUAUGGUAUCCUUAUUCAAAGCACUGUCCAUGACUCCGAGAACCGAAGUUAAUGAAGAAUUUGAAGCGUCGACGAAGAAACGAAAGUGGGAGGAGCCGUUUACUGAAGAAUUCUUCAUUGAUAAGAAAUCUACAUUCGAUAUAAAGCCUCGCCUCAAAACCAUGUUUCCGUCCGAUAAAUGGCGUCAAUGCCUUAGUAUUCAGUCAGGGCAGAUACAGUUGUGUGACACGAAACUGGACGAGACUGCGAUGGAAGACUCGAGACGAAGCCUUCGGACAUCUUCUGAUCAGAUGAGCUUAGACCUUGAGCUAAACCUGACAUGUGAAUCACAGAGGAAAAAAGAGAACAAGACUUGUUGUGAUGAGAUAUCUGAGAAGCAUAAUUCUGGUAAUUCUAAUUCGCCUAUGAAUUUGAGAGAACAUGAUGAAUCAAACAAAUGUAAGAACGAUUCGUCGGGUGGUUUAAAUGGUUCACCGUCGUGGUUGUCGACGACCGAGGGAGAUUACAAAGAGAUGGUUGCAACAGUUUGUAUGCAGUGCCAUAUGUUGGUAAUGCUAUGCAAGUCAUCACCUGCUUGUCCUAACUGCAAAUUCAUGCACUCACCAGAUCAGAACCCUUCAAAAUUCUUGAAGAGUAGGUGCAGCUUCUUCUGUUCUAGUUAGGAACUUGCAGAUACUACUCAUCUAGAAAUUUUCAGCUUUGUAUACAGCAUGGCAAGGACCAAUCCUAUGUUAUCUAUGUUGUUCAUUUCACUUAUAUAUAUAUAAAUAUCUAGCCUAGUAUAUAAUCAUAUAUA
Molecule: messenger RNA, 876 nt
Organism: Lathyrus oleraceus (garden pea)
Lineage: Eukaryota; Viridiplantae; Streptophyta; Magnoliopsida; Fabales; Fabaceae
Exons: 2
Coding region: 83-742 (219 amino acids)
Source: RefSeq, a predicted model, not a curated record